Hipposideros armiger (great roundleaf bat) is the source of this 1031-nucleotide messenger RNA. It is a transcript of the gene FCER1G, whose product is annotated as Fc epsilon receptor Ig. The transcript is spliced from 5 exons. Lineage: Eukaryota; Metazoa; Chordata; Mammalia; Chiroptera; Hipposideridae. Gene Ontology annotation, molecular function: IgE receptor activity; IgG binding. The coding region runs from base 192 to 758 and encodes 188 amino acids. The record is from RefSeq and is a predicted model, not a curated record. Gene Ontology annotation, cellular component: external side of plasma membrane; membrane; Fc-epsilon receptor I complex. Gene Ontology annotation, biological process: neutrophil chemotaxis; neutrophil activation involved in immune response; innate immune response.
UCCCCACCCCCUCCUCUGACUCUCGUCCUUUCCACUUCUCCAUUCCCCAUUUCCUCUUUUCCCCAAACCUUCCCCUCCUGAAUUUGCUGCCCGCACAAAUUAGUAAACUCAAAUCAAGACGAGUAGAGUUCCCUGUGGGCAGGAAAGGGCCGUCGUGGGACCUUAGGGAAUCUCGAGGGCAGGUAUCAUGGAUGUGUCUGGACAGGGCCGCAGUGAUGGCGAGUCAGACAGCCUCUCCCAAGGUGGCAGUCCCCGCUGUCUGUGGUGGCAGGGCCUUGGUCACUGUACGACUGAGGCGGAAGAGCCCAGUUCUCUCGGCUCCCUUAGUUGGCCCUUCCGGGAGCCGCCUGGUCUCUGCAGGAAGGGGAAGGGGCCAAAGCUGGGGGAAGGCGUGGCAGGAAGGGGGGAACUCUGUGGUCAGGGAGCUGCUUGCUGAGCACAGCCGCGCAGUGCCCUCACAGCGUCCGAUCCCCACUCGCGGCCCACACAUCCUGCCCAGGAUGCGUCCAGCAGUGGCCUUUGUCUUGCUCCUUCUGGCUGAACAAGCAGCCGCCCUGGCAGAGCCUCAGCUCUGCUACAUCCUGGAUUCCAUCUUGUUUGUGUACGGCAUUGUCCUCACUGUGCUCUACUGUCGACUCAAGAUCCAGGUGCGGAAGGCGGCAGUAUCCUGUGAGAAGUCAGAUGGCAUUUACACGGGCCUGAGCACCCGCAACCAGGAGACAUACGAGACCCUGAAGCACGAGAAGCCGCCACAGUAACUGGAACAGAUGCCCUUGACCAUGCCCUCCCAGCCCCUGUGGCUGGCACCAUACACGUCUGCCACUAUUCGUGCCCGCUGACUUACUCAUGCUGACGCUACGCCCCCAUGACUGGACCCCAGAGGCUCCGCGUCCCUGCCAGAAACCUGUGCUGAGGUGCUGGUCACUAUGGUUGUGCUCUAGGCUCACCCUGAGCACACCCUCCGCUUCUCCAAUUUCAACCCCCUGAGUGAUGGAGACGGAAUACCACCAAUAAAGCCGCCACACACUGGA